Molecule: messenger RNA, 411 nt
Organism: Staurois parvus
Lineage: Eukaryota; Metazoa; Chordata; Amphibia; Anura; Ranidae
Source: the annotation of a GenBank genome assembly
GACUGCGGGCACCAAGCCAACUGGCGGAACAGCAGGCUUCGAGUCGUCUGGCAAGACUGCGGGCACCGAGUCGUCUGGCAAGACUGCGGGCACCGAGUCGUCUGGCACGGGCACCGCGGCAACAGCAGGCUUCGGGACCGUCGUCUGGCAAGACUGCGGGCACCGAGUCGUCUGGCAAGACUGCGGGCACCGAGUCGUCUGGCAUUGGCAUUGGAUCGUCUGGCUCGACAGCGGGCAUCGGGUCACCAGGCAUCAGGUCAUUUGGCUCGCCAGCGGGCACCGCGUCAUCUGGCAAGGCAGUGGGCACCGAGUCACCAGGUACGACAGCGGGCUCUGAGUCAAUUGGCACGACAGCGGGCACCGGAUCAGGUACCGGAUCAUCUGGAUCAACAGCGUGCAUCGAGUCAACUG